Molecule: messenger RNA, 1092 nt
Organism: Leptopilina heterotoma
Lineage: Eukaryota; Metazoa; Arthropoda; Insecta; Hymenoptera; Figitidae
Exons: 7
Coding region: 156-704 (182 amino acids)
Source: RefSeq, a predicted model, not a curated record
UAAUUAAACAAAAGCACACAAAAAUGAGAUUACCUGAAAAUUUAGAAGAUAUUUAAUACGGAGGAAAAAUAUUCAUUUUUCACUUUUCGAACAAACACUAUAUUCGCAGACUUGGAAGUAAUUUCUCUUGAUAUUCAAAAAUAACGUGACGAACAAUGAUUUAUUCAGUCGGCAAAAGUAAGACAGGUACGUGUCUUCCGAUAGCAUUUGCAUUAUUUUUAAUUAAUAAUCACUGUGUUAAUGCUAUAUCAGUACCAGUAGUCUCAUUUGAAAUUGAAGAUCCAAAAGUGUUGGAAAAUAUGGAAAGUGUUACUGAUCAAAGAGAGAUAAUUAUAGAUGCCAAAGUUCAAAAUCAAAAAAGCAACGAGAAUACAAAGACACAUUUAUUGCUAAAAAGACGGUCGCGCCGUGGAAUGUCUGAUUAUAUGACUCCGUGUCACUUUAAAAUUUGUAACCUUGCCUCAAAUCUAAUCGUAGACUCCAAGGAAUCGGAAAAUAGGGAAAGUUAUCAAAAUAAUCAAAACCUUCCAAAUCAAACAAGGGCCGAAACAAUAUUAUCAAAAUCAAGAGACGCCGUUAGUCAAGAGGGUCAAGAGUCGCAUUUUUUACAAAAAAGAGUGAUACGCCCUUUUACAAAUAACCAACAUAGGUCAUUCGACUAUAUGCAUCCCUGUCAUUUUAAAAUCUGUAAUAUGGGUCGGUAAUGAUCAAUAUUUAUUUAUAUUUGAGCUAGUUUAUUUCUAUUUAAGAAAAAGGUCAAUUUUUGACAUGAAAAAUUGACAUAAAAAAUUUUGACUUGAAAAAUCAUAUGAAUAACGACUUUAGUCAUAUAAAGUUCACAGUAUUAAGAUUUUCCAUUAAAAAAAUAAUAAUUUAUAAAUAUAUUUAUUUUAAUAAGAGUGCAAGUAUGAUUUUAGUACGAAUGUUUUGAAAAUGUAUAAUGAGUACAAAAAGUAUAAAUGUUUAAUACAGUACCGUCCGAAAUUGUCAGUCCACCCAUUCUCAAAGGAAUGACAAAAUUUUUUUAACAUAAAAUUCAUGAAAAGUAAAAUUUUUUUUGGUUUAUAUUUUGAAAGACAAUAAAAUUUUGAA